Molecule: messenger RNA, 357 nt
Organism: Clonostachys rhizophaga
Lineage: Eukaryota; Fungi; Ascomycota; Sordariomycetes; Hypocreales; Bionectriaceae
Source: the annotation of a GenBank genome assembly
AUGGCCCGUCCAAAGAUCCUGCUGCUAGGCGAAAUAGAGCACGCCCACGACGCCUGGAAAGCCGUCACCGAUGCCGCCGACAUCGUCGAGCCCAAGGCAACCAACAGAGAUGAAUUCCUGGCCGAGUGCAAGAGCGGCGCCUUCGACGGCGUGUCCGCCAUCUACCGCACCGGCGAGUCGGCCGCCAUCACCGGCAAUGUCGACGUCGGUUUCCUAGAUGCUCUCCCCAAAAGCAUCAAGUUCAUCUGCCACAGAGCCGCCGGCUACGACCAAAUCGACGUCGACGCCUGCACGGCCCGCGAGAUCUGCGUCUCCAACGUCCCCACGGCCGUCAACGACGCCACCGCCGACACGAAC